AUGCUAACCGCUAAGCCACGGCACAAUGAGCCCCAAUCGUUCGAUGCCUUAGCAAACCUGGUCGACCUUGAAGAGGUUGUUAUAAACUGGGCUAAGCUGAUUUUCGACACCACGAAAUCCAAGGCCGAGGCAAAGAUUAAGAAGAAAUAUCUAUCGGUGAGUUAUUUUUCUGACAACGAGUCCAAUGAGCUCUUGAGGAUAUUCGGAAGCUACAGCGAUGACUGUUUCUACUCAAAUUUCUCUUUGAAUUUUUUAAUACUUUAUAAACCCACAUUUGAUAAACUAGAAUACUCUGAAGAAGAACUUGUUUGGGGUGUGGACAGCACUGUACGGGUGCCACCCUCAUCGGAAACAGUAGCUGAGUUAGUUAUCCUUGAAGAACAAUACCGGCGUGAUUUCCGUAUCGAGAAUCGGAUGAGCGGCAAAAUCCUUGUCACUGUUACGAAUUUGAAGCUGAACAACAGCUUGGUUACCGUGAUCGAAGGCAACAUCGCCGACAUUAUCCGCGGCAUGGCCAAUUACGCUGCGAAAGGAUUUACGAUCGAUGGAAAUAUUGUUAAAUACGAAACAAAGGGCACGUGUAUAUUCCGCUAUGGAGUCGAACAGAAAGUGAAAAUCAAUGAGACCGCUAUACGAAGUUACUACAAAUAA
Molecule: messenger RNA, 651 nt
Organism: Haemonchus placei
Lineage: Eukaryota; Metazoa; Nematoda; Chromadorea; Rhabditida; Trichostrongylidae
Source: the annotation of a GenBank genome assembly